Solea senegalensis (Senegalese sole) is the source of this 1183-nucleotide messenger RNA. It is a transcript of the gene mrpl20, whose product is annotated as mitochondrial ribosomal protein L20. The coding region runs from base 97 to 546 and encodes 149 amino acids. The transcript is spliced from 4 exons. Gene Ontology annotation, molecular function: rRNA binding; structural constituent of ribosome. The record is from RefSeq and is a predicted model, not a curated record. NCBI's taxonomy places the organism in Eukaryota, Metazoa, Chordata, Actinopteri, Pleuronectiformes, Soleidae. Gene Ontology annotation, cellular component: ribosome. Gene Ontology annotation, biological process: ribosomal large subunit assembly; translation.
GCCUGCGUCAUGUGGAAGUGAGCUCGCUCUUUUUGUAGGUGAAAUCGAAUUAAGGUCACUAUCGUUGUGUCAAAGAGAGGCUGUUUGUGAGCAGACAUGGUUUUCCUAACGCUGUCCUGUUGGAUCAGAAGUCGUGGGCCUGACAGAUACUGGAAAGUUCAAGAACUUCUAAAACAUGCACGGCACUUCAGAGGGAGGAAGAACCGAUGCUACAGUUUGGCUGUGCGUGCCGUCAGGAGGGCUUUCGUUUACGCCACCAGAUCCCGAAAGCUCAAGAAACGAAACAUGAGAACGCUCUGGAUUACACGCAUCGCAGCAGCGUCACGAGAACAUGGCUUGAAGUAUCCCGCCCUCAUGCACAACCUUACAAAGACCAGCGUUCAGCUGAACCGACGAGUCAUCAGCGACCUGGCCAUCACAGAACCACGGACAUUCCUCUCACUUGCUGAGCUGGCAAAGGCUCGGCGACAAGAAGGCUUCCGCGCGGCGCUGGGUGACGGCAAAGAGCCUCCCGGUGUUUUCUCGCGCAUCGUUUCACUACAAUAAAGGGCUUGCUAGAGUUAUGUAUUUCCAGCUGCUGCGUGUUUUGAAGAGCAGGCACUCUUGGGUUGUUAAUGAACAAGAAACUGUUGACCCGACUCAAGCUUCACUAUUUGCUUUGUCACAUGUGGUUAAUUUUUAAAACUCUUCUCCAUCAGUAUACCGUGGUUGCCCCGCAAUUAACUACCCACAUGACCCUCAUUGAGACCAGGGUGUCUGUAAUAUUAUGGGUUGCUUGGUCUCUGCAAGAGAGUUACCAUCAGAUCCAUAUCCUUGAAAAUGCUGUCCAAACUCAUCAAGAAGAAAUAACUUACUGUAUCUAUAAUGAUCCAGACUUGCAGCUGAGAUUAAACAUCACACAUUCACUGAACCCAACAUACUAUAGCAAUGCUCCUCGCCUGAUUAUUACCUCCAGUGUCUGGAUGGAGCUCAUGAUCAUUAUCACAGUAGUCUGUAAUGUUUCCAGUGUACACCAUAUGCAGCCAUUGUUACAUUAUGAUUUGAUGCUGUUUGACUGUGAGUUUUGAGUUGGAAAGAAAAGAGAGCAACUGCUUAUGUCUUUGUGUAAAUAUGUAUUUUUACCCUUUGUUGUGGUAAAAGAUUGUCUUCAUAAUGUUUAGUUCAUUAAACAUUUUGAUAUGUU